Messenger RNA from Homarus americanus (American lobster), 3226 nucleotides. RefSeq names its product dihydrolipoyllysine-residue acetyltransferase component of pyruvate dehydrogenase complex, mitochondrial-like (gene muc). The record is from RefSeq and is a predicted model, not a curated record. The transcript has 10 exons. Lineage: Eukaryota; Metazoa; Arthropoda; Malacostraca; Decapoda; Nephropidae. Gene Ontology annotation, biological process: pyruvate decarboxylation to acetyl-CoA. Bases 64 to 1602 code for a protein of 512 amino acids. Gene Ontology annotation, cellular component: pyruvate dehydrogenase complex. Gene Ontology annotation, molecular function: dihydrolipoyllysine-residue acetyltransferase activity.
CCCUGUACACCGCCGCCAUCACCACAACCAGUCGUCUGCAGUCUCUCACAGUGACUGAGUGAGAUGUUACGAACUUCUGUGGCCAUCAGGGCGGCCCUACCUCGGCUGACGUCCAAAAAUGUGGUCAAGAAGACUACCCAGCGUGGCUUGUCCACCGCCAUGGGCACCACAACCAGGAAAAUUAGAAGCAUGAAUGUCCUGGGAGGUCACACUGCAGGCACAAAAAAACCAAUGGCAGUAGUUUCACCCAUCCUCCGUGGCUAUGCAUCAAACAAUGAUCUUCCUUCCCACAUCAAGGUCAACCUCCCGGCACUCUCCCCAACUAUGGAGAUGGGAACCAUCAUCUCCUGGGAGAAGAAAGAAGGAGAUGUGCUCAACGAAGGAGACUUACUGGCAGAGAUUGAAACUGACAAGGCAACUAUGGGGAUGGAGACACCGGAGGAGGGCUACUUGGCCAAGAUUGUGGUUCCAGCAGGAGAGAAGGACAUCCCCCUAGGAAAGCUUUUGUGCAUUAUUGUGAGUGAUGAGAAGGAUGUUGCUGCUUUCAAGGAUUACCAACCUACAGAAGAGGCUGCACCUGCCACAGUCCCUGCUGCUGCACCACCACCACCACCACCUCCCCCUGCUCCUGCCCCUGCUGCACCUGCUCCACCCAUACCAACUCCAUUCCCUGCCCCAGCUGCUGCAGCCCCCACAGCUGCUCCUGGUAGCUUUGUCUUUGCCUCACCCUAUGCCAAGAAAUUAUCCAACGAACAAAACAUUGAUCUCUCGGCAAUAGCUCAAGUUUCCGGCAUUGGCCACAGUCCUGGUGAUUGGCUCAGGGGCUCCGAUGUUGAAAAAUUUGCUUCACAGGCUGCUGCUGCACCUCAGGUUGCUGCAGCUGGUCCUACACCCAUACCUGGAGCCAUGUACUCAGACAUGCCAAUCUCCAACAUUCGAAAUGUUAUAGCAAAGAGACUCUGCUUGUCUAAACAGAGUAUCCCUCACUACUACCUUAGUAUAGACGUGUGCAUGGAUGAGGUGUCACAGCUACGACAAGAGUUCAAUAAACUACUUGAGAAGGAGGGCAUCAAAAUCUCCUUCAACGACUUCAUUAUUAAAGCUUCCGCCCUGGCUUGCAAGAAGGUGCCUGAGGCGAAUUCUUCAUGGUUGGACACUGUAAUCAGGCACUACAAUAAUGUUGAUGUGAGCGUAGCGGUGAGCACAGACCGAGGCCUCAUCACGCCCAUAGUAUUUAAGGCAGAGCAGAAAGGCCUUGCCACCAUAGCCACAGAUGUCAAGGCUCUAGCAGGAAAAGCCAGGGAAGGAAAGCUUCAGCCACAUGAGUUCCAGGGUGGCACAUUCUCAGUCUCAAAUUUGGGUAUGUUUGGUGUAAAAAACUUCAGUGCAAUCAUAAAUCCUCCUCAAUCGUGUAUUCUGGCUGUUGGGGGCACUGAGAAGAGGCUCAUUGUUGAUGAAGAGUCAGAACAAGGAUUCCGUGCUGCCCAGAUGAUGUCUGUCACAUUAAGUUGUGACCACCGCACAGUUGAUGGUGCAGUCGGUGCUCAGUGGCUAGCAUCAUUCAAAAAAUACCUGGAGAAACCAUCUACCAUGUUAUUGUAGAAUGUUAAAUAUCUGAAGGGGAUAGACUAGUAUUUAUAUUUAUAAAUCUCAGUAAGAAAUACUGAACAGUAGUCAUAUAUGUUGUACAUAGAUAUAUGUGGCAAGAUUUUUAUAUAUUUCCUGCAGUAGAACCAGUAGGAUGCAGUUUGAAACCUCAUUACAUACAUUCACACUGACAUUUUACCAAAAUGUGUAUAAUUUAGGGGGUUUUGUUGCGUGGUAAAUUAAAAAAAAAAUAAUCAUUAUCUGUACCAGGUAGAUUGUAAACAUACUGAAAAUUUAUUGUAAAUAUAUUUGUUGAUUCCUGGAUAUGUACUCAAAAUAGUUAACAUAUUAUUGUAGACCCUACUCUUUUUUUUGGGGUAAGGUGUCAAUAUUUUGUGAAAAUAAAAGGAAACAUAAAAUGUUAUGGUACUUCUAUUUUUCCCAUUAUCCACUCAUAUGAUGUGAGCAUUGUUGGAUCUAUUCAGAUUUAUAUGUGUAACUUAUAUCUUAGAAAUGAACUUAUAAAAAAAACCAUCAGAAAGUCCCACAGGUAUAGUACAGUCGUACAGUAGUCAUAUGUAGCCAUUAAGUGUUUUGUUAAAAUUACAAGAAACUCUUCAUGUGCAGUGAACUUGCUGAAACAGAUGUAUAUAGAAGCAAUUUGCCAUAAAUUUUUAAUUAAAGUUGUAUGAUGGUAUUAACUAACAAACUAAGCACUGUACAUCAUACUGUAUAGUUUAUAGGCAAAGUGUGUCUAGAGACUAGCAGUUGUACAACUUAGUGUGAGAGUUAAUAUUGAUUACAGGGUAUUCACAUAGAGUUCUCGCAUGUUGUUUCAUCUCUGUCACUGUGUGGCCAAUUUGUAUCAUUAACAUAUUAUUUCUUCAGUCAUUUUACAAUUCUCAAGGACUUGCCUACCUACCUGUAUUGAAUAUUUAAGUGAAAGUACUUGGCAAAGUAAGGUAAUGUUGAAUGAACCACUUGAAGCACAGUACUGUAUAUGAAAUAGAGGUUUUUAAAAUUUACAUAACUAGAUCUAAAUCUAUCUUGCCAUGUUCCUAUUGUUUGUUGGGGAGUUGGUUUCAUUUACACUCAGUGUGAGUAUCUGUGGCUUGGAUGCUGUGCUUGACAUAAUUAUUGGUAAUACAUUUAUCUCGGUGGAUAAUAGAACAUUGCAGACUGAAACUUUCUGCAGAAUAAUGAGGCUUUAUUUAUUGCUUUCAUCAAACUGAAAACAAAAGUUAAGUAAUUCUUUUAUUAACAAAUAAUAGCUUGUUCUUUCUUGGUGAUGAAAUACAGGGCUCAGAAUUUCAAAGGUACCAAAAUAUAAUAAUUUUCUUUUCUGAACUAAGGGUACAAGGCAGUACUAGAUAUGUUAUAGUCUUGAGGGAAUUUCAGUGCCAUUGAUAUGAAUUCUCUCUCAUAAUCAGGGAAUGAUCAGUUUGCUUCUCUUUAAAAAUCCAGACCCAGUAUAUCUAUUCUAUGUGGCCUCACUCCUAUUUGAUAAAUUCUCUUUUUCUGUAGAAUAAUGUGUCUAGUCUAGCUUCAGCUGUUGGAAACAUCAGGGAGUCUGGAAAGAAAAAUGUAAAAUAUUGUAUAUUAUGAUGUUUAUUGCACACAAAUAAAAUUUUGUGUCACA